ACAAAAUCUUCUCUCAAAAGAUUCCGGAAAAAUCGUGAAAGAACAUGUUUUCUGCACUGCAUGCGAAUCUGUUCGUGGUAUGGAGCAACUUUUCUUCGAGACGAUUGACACAAACAAAUGCUGCUUGAAAGACAUUUCAAACCUGAUUCAACUUAUGAGUUUAAUGAAUAUGAAGACCUUGAAUGAGUUCUCAUCUGACAUUAAAGGUUUGGCGUCAAGUAUUGCUGACGUAAGAGAAGACACAGAUGCUUUAACUAAGGAAAUAUUUAACUCCAAUGAAACGGAUGAUGCAGUCGCAACCACCAAUGGAUCCACCCCGAAGGAGAACAUCAUGUGGGCAAUGAUUAUGAAAAAUAACAAAAUACUCAACCUCAUACUGAACAUAAGACGUUCAGUUAUAUAUCUAGUUGGAACAGCUUUGGACGAUGGCAUAUAUUGGUCAGUGGAGACGGCAACUGGCGAUUUAUCAUAUGAAGGAAAUAGUAUUCAUGUAAAAAGUGGUGGACAAUAUAUGAUAAAUUGCAACAUCCACUUCUCAAAGAACGUCUGCGACGGAACAGAAAACAUCGGUUAUACCAUGAACCAAGAAUAUCGACCUAAUGAAGUGCUACCUCUGGCUCGUACUCGAACUGUUUGUCCAACCGGAAGAAGUAUAGACGAGGACCUACAUUUACAAACCAUUCUUCAAGUCGGACUGGGACAACGAUUGACUCUCAAGCUUGAAUAUGACAAAUCCUUACAGUCUAUGAUAUCGAAAUCAAAUCGAAAUCAUUAUAUUAUCAUGUAUGAAAUAUAAGAUAAUAAUAACUCCAACACAUAAAGGUGGAGGGAGUAGGCCAUACUGGAAUCACUGUGUUUUUCUUCUUCACACGUUACUCUAAUUUUAUGUUCACCUUCAAAACUAAUUAUUAAUACACCUACAAUACUGUACUGUACCAUAAUAAAUACCGGGCUAUAAGUUUUUUCUUUAGCGGCUGUAGUUAAAGGAUAGUAAUUCAAUAUAAUUUUAUCUAAAAUAUAAUUAAACCGUAUUGAUUGGUAUAAAAAUAAUAUUUCGAUCUGAUGUUCAUAUCUAUGGCUGUUGCAAAGACAAUUUUCUUUUUAGAAAUAAAAUUUUGAAAUUACUGCCACUGUUCAAUAUACAAAUGUACCAAACAAGCUAUUGUGCUAUCCGGUUGGCAUCGUGGGGAUACCCACGGUCGAACCAUUAACAGCUAUUAAUUUUAUUAUUAAGUUACAUGUUUAUCAACCGUGGGUAAACCAACGAUGUCCUGUUGAUUGCUCUUGACCAUUAAGCACAUAUUAUGAUAUUUUCCCGCACAAUAUAUGCUACACACUGAAAUACUAAUAUCACAUAGUAUUAUGCCAUUAAACAUAACCUUUAAAUCAUAAAAUGUAAAAUCACUCUACUGAAACAUGUAAAAGACUUACCUUUAACAAUUACAGCUCGAUUAGGAUAAUAGUAGAGUGACUCGACGGUCCAGUAACACCCUAUCAUAUUAUACAAGUUAUCUCUAGUGAAUCAGCUUAGUGACAUUUCUUACAAAUAUCGAAAUAUACAAACUGUCGACGUAAAGAUGUAACGGACUUAGCCGUACAUUUUUCGCAAAAUUGAAAUUCUUGUAUUUUUUGUUUGUUUUUGUAUGCCUGUAUUUUUGAAAUAUAUAUUUAAUAUGUUUUUUUAUACAUGUUGUAUAUAUUAACUUUUUAAAUUGUCAUAUUUCUCAAUUUAGAUUAGUUGGCGCUCUGUGUACAACGUGCUACACUGGGCAAGUAUUCAUUGUAUCCGGUAUAUCUUAUAUCAUUGAAUAGUUAGACAGUAUGACAAUAUAA
Ruditapes philippinarum (Manila clam) is the source of this 1833-nucleotide messenger RNA. RefSeq lists its product as uncharacterized. Lineage: Eukaryota; Metazoa; Mollusca; Bivalvia; Venerida; Veneridae. The coding region runs from base 80 to 796 and encodes 238 amino acids. The transcript is spliced from 5 exons. Gene Ontology annotation, molecular function: protein binding. The record is from RefSeq and is a predicted model, not a curated record.